UUGAUCGGUUUGAUUCUUCAUCUAUUUUACUAACAUAACAACAUGGCGAUCUUGUAAUCAGUUGUUGAGUAUGGUGUAAUUUUUAUUUCAAACAUUUGAAAUACAGUUCAAAUACGUAUACAUAUACCGGUGACUCUUUACUUCUUUUAUUGAUAAUAUAUUGUGUAUAAUUAUAACUGUUCAAAACCAUUACUAGAGUACGUACAGAUAUCUUUGUUGUUAGAUGAGUGAAAACGCACGCUAUUAAAUAUAAUAAUAUUUUGAAGAUAUUUGAACUUUGUUGGAUUUCUUCGUAAUUUCCUUGAUGUUCUUAUGAUGCCGAGACGAAGUACAGAGGUGGCGCAGCUUCCCAUGCCGCCGAGGAAGAAAAAUAAGAUUGUAGAGGAACCCAUAAGCUUAGAUGUUAGUUUCUCUGAUGAUGAGGCAUUACCCCCUGGUAUAAUAUUUACUGAUGUUCAGCAGAAGAAAUGGCGUAUAGGAAAACCUAUUGGCCGAGGCAGUUUUGGGCGUAUAUAUCUGGCAUCAGAUGAUGUUGACACAGAGGUAACAAAAAUGAAUGCUAGAUAUGUGAUAAAAAUAGAACCACACACAAAUGGGCCACUGUUUGUGGAAAUACAUUGUUUAAUUCGAUCUGCGCAGGCUUCUAAAGUAAAUCUAUGGCGUCAACAAAAGAAACUGAAACGCCUUGGUAUGCCUGUUUACAUUGCUAGUGGAUCAUUCACAGAUGAAAAUACAGGAAUGAAAUACCGUUUUCUAGUGUUACCCCGAUAUGAUUUGGAUCUGCAAAAAAUUAUAGCCAGAACAAGAGUGUUGGAUCUGAAAAAUGUUCUAGUUCUCGCAAUACAGAUAUUAGAUGUGUUAGAAUAUUUACAUAGUCAGGGUUAUACCCAUUCAGAUAUAAAAAGUUCCAAUCUUAUGCUUGGCUUUGUUGGAUCAAAAUUAGGACAAGUUUCUACCAAAGUCAAGAUAACACCAUCUUUCCAAAAAGAAACUAAAGCGGUUUCUGUACUAUCCGGAAAACAUAGGAGAGCUAAAAGUGGAAAAUCUAGAACUUCAAAUUACUAUGAUGAUGAAGACUUUAUUAUUAGGGAUUAUAAAAGUCCAAGUUCUGAAGAUAAAUCUGAAAAUGACAAACGUUUGGCAAAUGUUAAACGGAAGUUGAGAAAGAUACUCUCUGAUAGAGACAGUAGGACCUUGCACCGACAUCAUGCUUUCAAUUUGAGACAGUUGUCAAAUUAUGUAAAUUAUGAAGAUUUAAAUAGCUCUGUUUGCUCUGAUCAGUCAUAUCAAAGAUUAUUGGAUGACUUUGGAAAUAAUUUCAUACGUACAACUGAGGAAUUCAGAGAAACUAAGAAGAGAAAUCAACAUAAAGAUUAUGAAGACAACCCAAAUGACCUGUAUAGAGAAGCCAUACAAUCACAGUCUAAUGGACAAAUUUACUUAUUAGAUUAUGGAUUAGCUUCGAAAUUUUUAGAUGCCGAUGGCAAUCACAAAGAUUUUGGUAUGGACGCGAGAAAGGCGCAUGAUGGCACACUAGAAUACAGUUCAAGAGACUCGCAUAUUGGGGCUCAUUCUCGCCGUUCUGACUUGGAGACACUCGGCUACAAUUUACUAGACUGGUUAACUGGUACCCUGCCAUGGAAAACUGCUGAAGUACUUGCUGAACCAGAUUUGGUACAUGCAUUAAAGAAAAAUUUCAUGGGAGACAUAAAGUUACUAUUGAAAACUUGUUUUAAGACUGAAUUUUUUCCACAAUUUAUGGAAAAAUAUUUGGAAUAUAUUACAAGUCUAGAUUUCACUGAACAACCAGACUAUGAUUAUUGUAGGAACUUAUUUAGAAGCGAGUUGUUCAAAAAUAAUUCUGUUGGUGAUAAAGAGGUGCUUCUCAACUUUGCAGAACCACCUAUGUCACCAAUUAAACGAAACAAACUGUGUUAUUCAAAAAGAUUUGGUAAGAAAAAUACAUCUGAUUUCAUGUCAAGAAAUGGUAUCAAAACUACAUAUGAAAGAGAAAAUAUUUAUUCCUUAGAAAAUGAUCUUAAAUUGGAACUAUUGAAACAAACAUUAAACUGUUCUAGUGACGGCAUACGUAAACCCUGUUCUUCCCGAAACUUCUUUAUAUCUGACGCCGAUUUGGUAGCUCGUCUUAAAAAGUCAUUAAUGCCACUCGACAUUCUUGGCAAGAAAUUGUCUCCAAAAAAUUUACGCUCCAAAAAGAAAACUAUUAAGAAACGAAAGGGUGUUAAAAGGCACAGAAAUAGUAUUGGAAAGUUUGGAAAUUUUAUGGGCUCUGCAAGGCAAUUCACUUGGGCCGAAAUAUUAGCUGGCAAUCCAGAAGAUAUAAUCCGUAAAGAGCGCAAUGUUACUAUGAUUGAUGAAGAUGAUGACGAAAACAAUUGCAAAUACAGAAUUAGAAAGUUAUCCAAUGCUUCAUCAGACAGUUCUACUGAUCACCUUCAAUCGCCAUUGAUGCAAAAAGAUUACUUUCAAGGAACAAUUCCUACUUAUGCAAUGAAGGAAGUAUUAGCCAACUUCAGGAAAAGGGCUACGGGCAAAGUUACUAAAGAUUCUGAAGACUGUUCACAAGGUUUAGAAGGUUAUACUCCAGCUAUGAUUAAAAUAUAUAGAAUAAAAGAGAAACAGGAAGCUAAAGAAAAACUUGAUGCAUUGAAACAACAGAGCUCGGCAAAAAAGGAGAUAGUGGAAAUACAACCAAGGUGUACAAGAUCUAUGAAGAAGAAGAAUGUCCAGAUAGUUGAACCGAAACUGAGGGUGACAAGAAAAAAGACUGUGAGUGUGGAUAGUGAGAAAAAAAUAGACAUAGAAGUAGUUACUCCUAAGAAAAAUAAUAAAACAAGAAAUAGAAGCAAGGCUGCUAACAAAAAAGAAGUUGAAAUUGUUGAAAAAGAAAAAUCGCCGCCCAGAACUGCUAAAAGAAGCAAAUGCUCCGUUGUCGUUCCUACCAACCGGAGACGCCUUCGCAGCAGCAAGCGCAAGCAAAACUAAUUAACCUAUUCUAUUACUGUGUCGACAUUUUUUUAAUGUAUUGUAGAUUUAUUCUUUCGGAACUCAGAUAAAGGAACAAACUUGCAGCAUAUACAACAUUAUUUGUAUGAAAUAUGUAAAGUAAGCUUUCACUUGAAGAGCACGUAAUGUACACAUAUUGAGAAUGAGCAGGUUUAUACUAAAGUCUUCAUAGUUUAGCUGUUCUCAUACGACUUAACGUUUGUUUCACAAAUAAAAGUUACUCCACACAACUCCAAUUCUUUCUUACCAAUGGCAAAAUGUGAUUGAUAAAGCAGUUUAACCACUUUCUACAUUGGAGUCGCUGGUUUGUUCCUUAUUCUGAACUCUAAAUAAGUGUUGUGCCGCCUCAUGUCUGACAAUAUUGCUGAUGAUAUUAUUUCGUCAUUCAUUAUAAUAAAUGUAAUUCUAAAUACAUGAUAAAAUGAUGCAAUAUUUAUUAUUGAUACAAUUGAAAUCGGAAAUAUUGACAAAUAAACAGCAUCGCCUUACAUCAAGAAAAAAGUAGAAACGGAUCGCUAUAUACAAUAAAUGUGAAAACAUGUUUUUUAGAAGAAUUUUAAUGGGGCAUUCAUAAGAUAUGUUUUGUAUAAUUUUUGUAUGAUUUAUUAUAUUAAGUAAUUGAUCUUUUUGUUUUGUUACACAUUAACUAUAACACUGAUUUAACGUAACAUGUAUUGAUCCUGUGUUCCGUCUUGACUUUUUUUUGUUGAUCUGUAUCAUUUUGCAUAUACAAAAAAAAAAUCGUUACAUUGUCUUGUACUUGAAAUCAUUAUUGACAAAUGUAUAUUAUAAGUGUAAUAAAAGUGAGUUGAAUUAAUUUCGAACUUGGAUUCAAUGUAAAUAUUACGUUGAAAAUAAAUUCAAGUUUAUUUGAUCAGUUUUUAUAAUGUUAUAUAUACACACCUGAUUAAACUUUGUCCGAUGUCGCCAUUACUGCAUCGGUAUCUGCAUUGGUUAUUGUAAUCAUAAAUAUACAAAUUUAGAAAUCAUUUUUUUUAGUUUUAAAAUAAUCGGUGUGAGGAAUUAACUCGAUAUUAUAUAAAAGCUUAGUAAAAUUUAUGAAUUUGGAAAAUUUGACUGAUUUACAAAAUAUGUAUUGUAAAUUUACAAUGUGACUAGUAUUUACUUAUUUAAAGUAUCACAAACCAUCAAUCCAUAAUCCUUUCGUACCAAUAAUUUGCAAUACAAUUAUAUAUAUUAUAUGUACUUAACGAUUUAGGUAUGGACAUUUUUUGGCUAAAUACCUACUACAAUAAUAGUACCCAAUGCUGUAUGUAAACAUUUAUUUAUAUUAGAAAUUUAAUUAUUCUUUUUACUGCCAUAUUUAAUUUAAAAAAUCUUGCAUUUUAUUGACUAAAUACUGCAAUGAAAAUUAGUAUAACUAUAAUAAAAGCAUUGCAUGUAAAUUACUUACGUAAAUAUAUAUAUUUCUUGUCUGUGUUAUGUUAUGAUUAUUUUCCAUGACAAAUUCAAGAUUUUUUUUAUUAAAUAUGCGUAGAAUAUAAAAAUAAUAUUUAUAAUAACUCAAUUGCAAAUGGUACAAGUAAAAAUGUAUGGGCGUCGGGCUCGGGUAUUCCAUCAAUUGAUAUCAAUGAUAUAAUUGGCUUAAAUAUUUUUUUGCAUUUAAUAUUUUAACGUAACGCGGCAAAAUGCCCGUUUCGAAUAUUUUCUUGUGUAAUUCUCUUGUAGAUGAUUAAAAUGAUUUUGUUAUUAUGUA
Messenger RNA from Achroia grisella, 4744 nucleotides. RefSeq lists its product as uncharacterized. Gene Ontology annotation, cellular component: cytoplasm; nucleus. Gene Ontology annotation, biological process: peptidyl-serine phosphorylation; signal transduction. The coding region runs from base 313 to 3006 and encodes 897 amino acids. Gene Ontology annotation, molecular function: ATP binding; protein serine/threonine kinase activity. Lineage: Eukaryota; Metazoa; Arthropoda; Insecta; Lepidoptera; Pyralidae. The transcript has 5 exons. The record is from RefSeq and is a predicted model, not a curated record.